GUUGUUGCUGGAUUUUUUAUACUUUAGUACCAUGUGCAGUGUUCGCCAUUUUAUGACUUGUUUGAAAACUUUCAAAAGCUGAGAAUAGCCCGAUGACCACUAAAAAGUCAUAUAUAGAUAAUUUUCUUGAUUACCCUCAGGAUGUUGAUCAACUUGAAGAUUCUGAAAGUACAAUAAAAGAGCAGAAAAACUGUGAUCUAAUAUAUUUUAUGGACAAUAUUAAGAAAUCAAAUGAACUCUUUGACUUGACUGCCAUUAAUAUACCGAAAAAAUCAAGUUUUGAUUAUCUUAAAAAAAUGCAACACAAAUCAAGAGAACUCAAUUUAUCAACAGCAAACCAAUUUCGUGUUAGAGGUAGAGGCUGCCCACUGGAAAGUUCAAUAUUUAACGAAAACCAUAGAAAAUUACGGGAAGCCUAUAAACCUACACAAAAAUACCACUUCCAUGAAAAGAGUGUCACAGAACAACUUUCAGAUGUGCCAAAAGAUAUUUUAAAUAUGGAAAUAACCAUUGAAAAUAUUCCGGAAAAAGGCAAAGAAACAUUCGAAAAGUCAUUGAAACACUUUAUUAACGAUAUAACUGACUUGAAAUUUAAGAAAGUUCUUGGUAGUUUAACUGCAACAAUGGCAUGUCAAAAAGAAACUUAUCACCGGAUUUAUAAAGCCUUUAAUAAUAAAUUUAUACCAGGAUAUGAAAAGGCUAGGUCACCAACGACGGUUUGGUCCAAGAAACUAAACGACUACUAAUUAAUAUAAAUGUGUCUGUGUAUAAGAUAAAUACAAUUUAUUCAUAGAUACUUUGCAUUAUGUAAAAAAAUAUUAUUUAUAGAACUUUUCGCAUUAAAAUGAUUUAUUUUCUACAUUCUAACAUAAAAAGUCUAGGCAAUACUUUUUCCUUUGUUUAAAAUAAAUGGAAAUUUCUAAAAUUUAUACAAUUCCAAUCUUCAAAAUAUAGGAAAUUCUUGUUUUCCUAUUGGUGGAAUAAAAUACAAUUUUCACUCUUAGGUCAUAUAACAAUAACACUUCCAAGAAAUUAUUUGAUGAAACAAAAGAGAUAGGAACUUUAUAUUAUGCCAAAAGUCAUCAAGGCCAAAAGCUGAAAGACUUAAAUGUCAGGGACGCAUGAGAGAAUUUUUUUACCACAUAUGAAUUUAAUAAUUGUAAUGCUUCUUGCCAUGAUAAAUGAACUCUUUUUAAUAGGAACUUAACAUAGGAGCUUACUGAGUGUAUUGCCUUCAUAGAAUUUGCAAUUUCCUUUACCCAAGGAUUUGUUUUUUGAGAGUAAAUUUUGUGAUAAUACCUAUUUUCAGGAACAGCCAUAGCGACUAAUAGUGAUGCAUA
This is a messenger RNA of Dimorphilus gyrociliatus, 1340 nucleotides long. Lineage: Eukaryota; Metazoa; Annelida; Polychaeta; Dinophilidae. The record is from the annotation of a GenBank genome assembly.